Messenger RNA from Owenia fusiformis, 2389 nucleotides. The record is from the annotation of a GenBank genome assembly. Lineage: Eukaryota; Metazoa; Annelida; Polychaeta; Sabellida; Oweniidae.
UUAAUGCGGACAUUGGACACCUACGUACAGACGUAGCAUAUCAACGACACAACUUUUUUCCACAUUUGAAUAUGAUCUGAUCAAAUUAUAGCAUUAGUUUAUGACUAUGUAAAUAUCUCGAAUUUAAAUAAUUAAAUAACUAAUAUGAAGUUUGACGAAGUGUUUGAAAUUACUGGGCAUUUUGGACCUUAUCAGCUAGUGCUAUACAUUUUACUAGGCAUAGUAGGUAUACCAAACGGCUACCAGAAUUUAGCGACGACAUUUAUUGGAGGAAAACAGGAUCAUUGGUGUAAGAUCCCUGAACUGUCAAAUCUCACACACAAUCAGCAGAAAGUGGUCGGUAUACCCCUAAUACGAGAGUCGGAUGGCAACGUUCGGUAUGACCAAUGCUUCAUGUUCAAUUUGAGCUACAGUUCUUAUACGCACGAUGAAUUGAUCAAUUGGAACAGGACAGUGCAAGGCAUCGAUGACAGUACUCCGAAAUUAAAAUGUACAUCUUGGGUGUGGGAUCAAAGCCAGUAUCAGUCAACAAUCCUCAGUGAGUGGGACCUUGUAUGUGACAGAGCACCGUUAGUUCCUCUACUCAGCACCAUAUAUAUCUUCGGUAUGUUUGUUGGGGGAGUGUCUUCUGGAGCAUUGUCUGACAGAUUUGGUCGUAAGAAAGUGUUCCUGAUAGGUCUGUUCUUAGAGACAGUGUUUGCUUUGAUUGGGGCAUUCGCCACAAGUUACGCAUUCUUGGCAGUUAUAAGGUUUCUCGUGAGUGUUUCAGCUGCAGCAGCCUUUACAACCACAUUUGUACUCAUUAUGGAAUGUAUUGGACCUAAAGCACGAGUGUAUUGCGGGGUCUUGUACCAGGCGUUCUUCUCACUUGGAUUUGCGCUACUACCCCUCAUGGCAUACUUCAUACGAGACUUUAGAAAACUGCAAAUUGCUAUGGCGAUCCCACCAAUUAUAUUGCAAGUUUACUGGUUUAUUAUACCAGAGUCCCCUAGGUGGCUUGUUUCAAAAGGUCGACAUGAAGAGGCAAUUGAAAUUCUCAAGAAUGUAGCAAAAGUAAAUAAAAAGACUUUACCAGAAAAACUAACAUUUGAUACUGAAGAAGAUGGACAAUCUACAGACAACAAAGAAGUUGCCAUGAGAGAAUUCCAUUCUAUGAAAUCAACGGAGAAGAUGGUGCCAGACUCCACAGAAGUGAAAGGCACUGUUUUGGAUCUCUUCAGAACACCACGUCUGCGUUGCAGGACCUUCAAUAUUUGGUUCAAUUGGUUCGUAAACUCCAUGGUCUACUACGGGUUAUCAUUAAAUACAGGGAGUCUAUCAGGGGAUAUAUAUACGAAUACAACCUUAUCUGCACUUGUGGAGUUUCCAGCCCUACUUCUUGCCGCCGUGGCAUUGGAUAGAGUGAACAGGCGCUGGCCCUUGGGACUCACGAUGAUAACAGGGGGCGCUGCAUGUCUCGCAUGUAUCCCAUUGUUAUACAGAAAGAAGGAUCUCGGAGCAGUUCUGAAUACGAUAUCAAUGAUUGGAAAACUGAUGCUUUCUGCUUCAUUUGCCAUAAUAUACGUGUUCAGUGCCGAACUUUACCCCACAUGUAUACGAAACGUCGGAGUGGGUAGCGCAUCUACUGCUGCACGAGUAAGCGGAAUGGCUUCACCGUUUAUAGGCCGACUGAACGAGUUCUGGCCACCAAUACCGUCCAUUAUAUUUGGUGUCUUCUCGUUAGCAGCUGGGUUUCUAGCGUUUUUGCUUCCAGAGACCAAAGAUAAGAAACUACCAGAAACAUUAGAAGAAGGAGAGCGUUUUGGAUUAGAAGAUGACACUGAGCCUUUUGAAACAUUAGGCAAUGGUCAAAUAAACCAAGGCUUCAAAGAUGAUGUUGGCCUCCGUCCACUUUCAGUUGGAGAUGAUAAACCUAAGAUGGUCACCCAAUUGUGAGCACCAUACUCCAGUCCCGAUAGAAUAUAUGACAUAAGUGAUAGUGACAUCAUUUAUUCCUUGAGAGAAAGCCUUCUAUCGAGGAAAAAUGACAGAACGCUCUUUAAUUUCAAUUUCAUCCAUAUGGACAAUUGCAUCUGUACCUAAGCAUGUGCUUUGUUAUGUUCUAUAAUAUGUGUUUACAUAUAACUUGAUAUAUGCAAGUUUUUAUACUGUUCAAACAUAAAUAUCGUACGUAUAGAGUACUUAAAAAGAUAUAAAGACAAAGCAGCGCAAUUCUGCAAGAAUAGCUUCCAAUGCAUAAAAAAUUGACAAUCAAGAUACAACUCAGGGAAACAGCGUCUAUCAUGCAAUAAAUUUACUUAUCAUCAUAUUUUCUUUCUAUUGUAAAUACUAAAUACAUUAUUUGCUAUGAACAAAACAAACGCUCUUCUAUAAUUAUACACAUUAUUGC